AUGGCUCCCAAAACUGGCAAUUUUAAUCAAAUUGCAACAGACAAAACUAAAAAGACUGCAGCCACGCAAGCCGCCGAAACAAGUAAGGAUGGCUCCAAGGACAAAACCAAGGGAAAGUCUAAAGAAAAGGUCAAAGCACUUGCUGCCAAAAAAGCUAUUGUAAAGGGAGUUCAUGAAAAAGCAAAAAAAAAGAUCCGUACUUCAACAACAUUUCGCCGACCAAAAACCCUUCGGCUAUCACGCGAACCCAAAUAUGUGCGUAAAUCAGUCCCUCAUACACCUCGUAUGGAUCAAUAUAGGAUUCUGAAGAAUCCUCUAAAUACAGAAUCCGCAAUGAAGAAAAUUGAGGACACAAAUACACUCGUUUUCAUUGUUGAUGUCCAAGCUAACAAGCGUCAAAUCAAAGAGGCAGUUAAAAAGUUGUAUGAUGUUGAUGCACAAAAAAUUAACACCUUGAUAAGACCUGAUGGAACCAAAAAAGCAUAUGUUCGUCUUACUGCUGAUGUGGAUGCUUUAGAUGUCGCUAAUAAGGUUGAUAUG
Messenger RNA from Racocetra fulgida, 540 nucleotides. NCBI's taxonomy places the organism in Eukaryota, Fungi, Glomeromycota, Glomeromycetes, Diversisporales, Gigasporaceae. The record is from the annotation of a GenBank genome assembly.